GAGGAGAGCACACGGGAAAGAGAUUGACUGCAACCCCAAAAGUAGAACCAGACACUUUGCCUCCACCUGCACAAACCAAAAUCAGCUCUAUGACUGAGAUGAGCAGGUUAAAGCUAACCAUGGAGUGGCUCAUGGUUGCAUUUGUGGCCCUACUUUUGGCCAGCCAAAUCCGCUCUGAAGAAAUCCCAUAUGAGCACCUUAUCUCUCAGAUACAGGCAUGUCCUAAAGAGUGCCACUGCCCUCCAAGUUUCCCAAACGCUGUUUACUGUGACAAUAAGGGUCUGAAACGCAUACCUGACAUCCCACCCUACACCUGGUACCUGUACCUCCAGAACAACCUUAUUGAUGUCCUGUCGGCUGAUGCCCUGCGCAAUGCCACACAACUAAGGUGGAUUAACCUUAACCGCAACAAAAUCACAAGUGAAGGCCUGGAGGCAGAUGCUAUAAAGGUUAUAUCCAGCCUUGUACACCUUUACAUGGAAGACAAUUUGCUGACUUCCAUUCCAUCUCCUCUGCCUGCUAAAUUAGAGCGGUUACGGCUCUCCAGAAACAGAAUCUCAAGGAUCCCACCCGGUGUCUUCUCUGGGAUGGACCGUCUCACCUUGCUGGAUCUGCAAGGCAACAAGCUACAGGAUGAUGCAGUUACUGAGGUCAGUCUGAAAGGCCUCAACAACUUGAUCCAGAUCAAUUUAGCAAAGAAUCAGCUAAAUACCAUGCCCCUUGGCCUACCACCCACAACCACACAGAUCUUUUUGGACAGCAACAAUAUUGAAAAGAUUCCGGCUGAGUACUUCAAGGGUCUUCCCAAAGUGGUGUCUCUCAGGCUCAACCGCAAUAAGCUGGCUAAUGGAGGUAUCCCAAAAAAUGUGUUUAAUCUUUCCAGCAUCCUGGAUCUACAGCUUUCUCAUAACCAGCUCACAGAGAUACCCGUUAUCUCUUCUGGCUUGGAGCACCUGCAUUUGGAUGACAAUAAGAUCAGGAGUGUGAAUAGCUCUGACAUCUGUCCACCUGGUGCGCUCGAUGAUUAUCUUGAUGAGAAGGGUCCACGUCUCCGUUACCUUCGCCUUGAUGGUAAUGAGAUCAAACCCCCUAUUCCACGAGAGCUGAUGAUGUGUUUCCGUCUCCUCAGGGCUAUUGUCAUAUAAAGAUGCCACACCAUCUUGAUACUCCUGUCCAUUUCAUUUAUCAGACCUGAAAAUGUAUGGAAACUAAAACACUUGAAAAGGGUCUAAAAAAAGAGGACUAUCUAUUUGCAAAGUUAGAAAAUAAAUAUUGAAAAAUGUACACUGCUGAAAAGACCAGCUGAGACUAGAAUACAUUUUCAUGCUGGUCCAGAUUGACUUAUGCUGGUCUAGUCAAGUGAAACUAAGCUGAUAAAGCUUUUGACCAAGAAAGCCCUGUUAAAUAAGCUAGUUAAGAAGGCUGGUGAAGAUACCAGUAUCCAAAAUAUGAUAUAUUCAGGUGGUCUCCUAUUCUGGUCUUUUCAGCGUGGUAGAGAUCAGUAAAACUGGCUCAUAUUUGCAUUUAUAGAUGGUUUCUCGUGGCUAUAUUGUAAAACCACUGUGCCUUUCUUAAUUUCAUACAUAUGGAAAACUAACAGACCUGCUUUGUGGGAAACACCAUUAUCUGUUAAAUGUUCUGUAUAAUGAAGAGUGCUCCAAAACAAUUGUCCUCAUUUGCAAGAAAUGUAAUUUCCCCAUCCUGUGCAGAAACUAUUUUAUUGCAAACAAAUCCAUCUCAGUAGGUGUAUCAUUACCCAAAAACUGUUUUACCUCACCACACCAUUCUGGGGUGUUUUUGGACAGAAGAGUUGUGGUCUGAUUAUGGAGCCAAAUUGUAGUGAACUUACUUACUAGUGAACUUAGUACAUAGGGUGGUUUAUUAGAUUUUAUUGAAUGCAUGGUUGUUCUUAGUACACAGCACCAACAGAAGAUAAACUUGUAUUUUUUUCUUGCCUCUGUUAUAGUGAGUGAUAUGUACUGACAUUUAAUAUUUUUUUAAAAAGUAAGUUUAUUUCUACUUUUUAACAUUGCUUUACAUCUUUGUACAAUCAGUAUUUCAAUAUUCAAUCAAUAUUUAGUGUGACAUUAAUUUUGAAAGAAGCAGCCUCUUUAGGACAGGAAGAUGUACUGUGACCUACUGUUUUAAUAAUGAAUGUACUGUAAAUGCAGUUUAAUUAUGGUACUACCCGUGAACCUUCUAGGCUGAUUUUAAAAUGUAUUUUUCUCUAGAGUAUAAAAAAUAAUGUGAAUAUUCUUUUUCAACGCGCAAAUGUGACAAUUAUUUUUCUUUUUUCUUUUUUUCAUAUUUAUCACUUCUGCCUUCUUUGCAGAAAAAAAUAAUUAUGUGAGAUUAAUGUCACGAACUGUGAGAACACUGUCAGAGGGAAAAUAUAAAAUAAGAUUAA
This is a messenger RNA of Sinocyclocheilus anshuiensis, 2407 nucleotides long. RefSeq names its product keratocan-like. Lineage: Eukaryota; Metazoa; Chordata; Actinopteri; Cypriniformes; Cyprinidae. Gene Ontology annotation, molecular function: protein binding. The record is from RefSeq and is a predicted model, not a curated record. The coding region runs from base 90 to 1145 and encodes 351 amino acids. The transcript has 3 exons.